AUGAGCGGAUACACACACUCAGAGCCCUUCGAUGUAGGCCUACUUCCUGUGGGUGCAAUUCAUAGAAUAUACUACGAGCAAUAUGGCAGAAAGGAUGGAAAGCCAGUUAUUUUCUUGCACGGGGGUCCUGGGGGUUGCACUUCAAGAAGUAACACGACCUAUUUUGAUCCGGCCGUCUAUAGAGUGAUCCUACUCGAUCAGCGCGGCACAGGGAAAUCCGAGCCCACGACUGAGCUAAUUGAAAACACCACGCCUCACCUUGUUUCCGACAUCGACGCACUGCGUCAGCAUCUAGCAAUCUCUAAGUGGCAUCUUAUCUUCGCUUACCCGCAGUUCGUGCGGUCGAUGAUCCUGCGGGGAAUUUUUACGGCCAGCAGGUUGGAGGUUGCGUGGUCAAGAAGUUCAUUGGGCGCAGCCAACGUCUACCCAGAAGCGUGGCAUGUCUUCCAGCGCUAUCUGCCCGAGGAUGACCGUCAUGAUAUGAUUGCUGGCUAUUAUAAGCGGCUUACGUGCGAUCACCAUCCAACACGUCUAGCAGCAGCCAAAGAAUGGAAUCGGUGGGAUUUGAGCAUUGGAGAGUUGAAGGUUGACGAGGACGGCUUCAAGAAGUUAGAUGAUUAUGAAUGGUCUUGGGCGCAUGCUCUCUUGGAGGCGCAUUAUGCGGUGCAUGGCUUUUGGUUGGAGGAUAGACAGAUUUUCAAGCCGAAGAACUUGGCAAAAAUCCGACAUAUUCCUGUCACCAUCAUCCAGGGCCGAUAUGACAUGGUCUGUCCCCCGCAAACUGCUUGGGAGCUACAUCGAUGUUUGCCUAUGUCACGACUUAUUUGGAUCCCUGACGCCGGUCAUAGUGGAAGGGAGCCCGGGACCCGUCUCGAGUUACUUCGAGCAUGCGAUGAGAACGCCGGCCUGGAUUUCGAUGCCCACGACUAA
Molecule: messenger RNA, 930 nt
Organism: Penicillium cosmopolitanum
Lineage: Eukaryota; Fungi; Ascomycota; Eurotiomycetes; Eurotiales; Aspergillaceae
Product: proline iminopeptidase
Exons: 5
Coding region: 1-930 (309 amino acids)
Biological process (GO): proteolysis
Cellular component (GO): cytoplasm
Molecular function (GO): aminopeptidase activity
Source: RefSeq, a predicted model, not a curated record